Messenger RNA from Vigna umbellata (rice bean), 591 nucleotides. The record is from RefSeq and is a predicted model, not a curated record. NCBI's taxonomy places the organism in Eukaryota, Viridiplantae, Streptophyta, Magnoliopsida, Fabales, Fabaceae.
AUGGUUGGCCCUGCCUUAAAGAGGAGCAUUGGGUUGAAAACUAUGGACAGGGAAUUGAUGACCCAGGGUGAAAAACAAGGAACUGAUACAGUGACAUCUACGGUAGAAUUGGGCAAUGGCCGAGUACUUCACAACCCAGACAUGUUAUGUUCAAAGGCAAAAAGAAGAGUUAGAGAGGCUUAUAGGAAAAAAGAGAACCUUGUGGAAGAGUCAGACAUAGCGAAACUCCCUUAUUUGCAGGCAAUAGUGAAAGAGACUUUCAGGUUGCACCCUGCAGUUCCACUUUUGCUACCCAGAAAAGCUGAAGUGGAAUUUGAGAUGCAUGGAUACACAAUUCCAAAGGGUGCACAAGUGUUGAUUAAUGUGUGGGCCAUAGGAAGGGACCCUAAUUUGUGGGAGAAACCUAGAUUGUUUUGGCCUGAGAGGUUUUUGGAAUCAGAAAUAGACUUCAAAGGAAGCGUUUUGAGCUUACCCAUUUGGUGGUGGGAGGAGAAUAUGCCCUGGUUUGCUAUUGGCCAUAAGGUUGGUGUUCUUGAUGUUGGGAUUGUUCAUCAAUUCCUUGAUUGGGAGCUUCAGGAUAUUCAACCAGAG